CGAAAGCCCACCACCACGAUCCGCGCCACAAAAUAGUGCGGUGCGCCCAGCCCUGUCGGCUCGGCUGCCUCCGCCUCCGCUCCGCGCCGCGCAUAUAACCGGACCCCAGUUCCGUGACGGCCUCAGUCAGUCCCCGAGGAGGAGGAACAGCUAGGUGCGGAAAGGCAGCUCUCAGUCUCACACUCUGCCAAUCCCAGCCUGAGUUCUGCUCUGCUCUGCUUCUAGCCAUGGUGGCCUCGCGGAUCUUGCUCCCGCUGCUGCUCUCCCUCUUCCUAUGCUCGCAUUGCUGUACCGGAGCGGCGGCGGCGAAGCGGCAGCUGCUGCAGGCGCAGUCGCAGGUGAAGUUCGACUUCUCCCCGUUCCUGAUCGAGUACAAGAACGGGCGCGUGAAGCGGCUGAUGGGCACCAACGUGGUGUCCGCGUCGUCGGACGCGCUGACGGGCGUCACCUCCCGCGACGUGACCAUCGACGCUUCGACGGGCGUCGCCGCGCGGCUCUACCUCCCGAGCUUCCGCGCCAGCGCCCGGGUGCCCGUGCUCGUCUACUUCCACGGCGGCGCGUUCGUGGUGGAGUCGGCGUUCACGCCCAUCUACCACGCCUACCUCAACACGCUGGCCGCCAGGGCGGGCGUGGUGGCCGUGUCGGUGAACUACCGGCUGGCGCCGGAGCACCCGCUCCCGGCGGCGUACGACGACUCCUGGGCGGCGCUCAGGUGGGUGCUGGCGAGCGCGGCCGGGUCGGACCCGUGGCUGGCCCAGUACGGCGACCUGUUCCGCCUGUUCCUGGCCGGCGACAGCGCCGGCGGCAACAUCGCGCACAACCUGGCACUGCGCGCGGGGGAGGAAGGCCUGGACGGCGGCGCGCGGAUCAAGGGCGUGGCGCUGCUGGACCCCUACUUCCAGGGCCGGAGCCCCGUGGGCGCCGAGUCCGCGGACCCGGCGUACCUCCAGUCCGCGGCGCGCACCUGGAGCUUCAUCUGCGCGGGGAGGUACCCGAUCAACCACCCCUACGCGGACCCGCUCCUGCUGCCGGCCUCCUCGUGGCAGCACCUCGGCGCCUCCCGCGUGCUGGUCACCGUGUCGGGGCAGGACCGCCUCAGCCCCUGGCAGCGCGGGUACUACGCCGCGCUCCAGGGCAGCGGCUGGCCCGGCGAGGCCGAGCUGUACGAGACCCCCGGCGAGGGCCACGUCUACUUCCUCACCAAGCUUGGCUCGCCGCAGGCGCUCGCCGAGAUGGCCAAGCUCGUCGCCUUCAUUAACCGCGACUAGCAGCCGCCGGAGUAAAUCCGGUACAUGCAGGCCGCUGCAGUGCCGCGACAACAUCAGCAUACCUAUAGUAACUAGCGAGAGCGAGGUGAUUGGUAGUGGUAAUUACAUUUUUUUUUGGGUCCUUGAUGAUGAUUACUGUGCGUCGGAAGAAAAGAACGGUUCCUCUCUCCAGAAACCUCGUCCGGACGGAUAGGAGGGGACCGGUGUGUUCGCUUGCGCGGCGUUGCGUGUCAUUGACUGCAGUCUACAGGCUACCGUGCCGUGCACUGUUAACUGCGUGUAGCGCGGUACUGCCAGACUGCCAGUUACAGUAGUCUUCAGAGUAUAAUAUUUUUUAGUAUAGAAGCGUCACUCUACUACCGACCCAAUGCAUCGUGUAACUUUUGUGGUACUAGUGCUAUAUGGUGGUGAUUUUGUC
Messenger RNA from Zea mays, 1686 nucleotides. Its product is annotated as gibberellin receptor GID1L2. The transcript has a single exon. NCBI's taxonomy places the organism in Eukaryota, Viridiplantae, Streptophyta, Magnoliopsida, Poales, Poaceae. The record is from RefSeq and is marked validated. Gene Ontology annotation, molecular function: hydrolase activity. The coding region runs from base 228 to 1268 and encodes 346 amino acids.